Molecule: messenger RNA, 2519 nt
Organism: Nannospalax galili (Upper Galilee mountains blind mole rat)
Lineage: Eukaryota; Metazoa; Chordata; Mammalia; Rodentia; Spalacidae
Gene: Tmem151a
Product: transmembrane protein 151A
Exons: 2
Coding region: 92-1498 (468 amino acids)
Source: RefSeq, a predicted model, not a curated record
CGGACGCCCCUCGGGGCCGCGCCGCAGCUAUCCGCGCCCCGCUUAUCAUGCCCCCGGCCCGGGUCGGGGCCGCCCGAGCAGCCAAGACACCAUGCCCGAGGGCGGCGGUGGCGACGGCGGAGAGGUGCCCGCCCUCAUCCCGGACGGCGAGCCGCUGCGGGAGGAGCAGCGGCCCCUGAAGCAGUCCCUGGGAGGCUCUCUGUGCCGAGAGUCUCACUGGAAGUGCCUGCUCCUGACGCUCCUCAUCCAUGCCUGUGGGGCUGUGGUGGCCUGGUGUCGUCUGGCCACCGUGCCCCGCCUGGUCCUCGGGCCUGAGGCUGCCUUGGCUCGGGGGGCAGGAGGCCCACCGCCUACCUACCCAGCCAGUCCCUGCUCGGAUGGCUACCUGUACAUCCCUCUGGCCUUUGUCUCCCUCCUCUACCUCCUCUACCUGGCAGAGUGCUGGCACUGUCACGUGCGCUCCUGCCAGGCGCCUCGAACCGACGCCAACACAGUGCUCGCCCUGAUCCACCGUCUGCAGCAGGCACCGCCGUGCGUCUGGUGGAAGGCCACCAGCUACCACUACGUGCGCCGUACCCGCCAGAUCACCCGCUACCGCAACGGUGAUGCCUACACCACCACGCAGGUCUACCACGAGAGAGCCGACAGUCGCACGGCCCGGGGCGAGUUUGACUAUUCUGCACACGGUGUCCGAGACGUGUCCAAGGAGCUCGUGGGCCUGGCUGACCAUGCGGCCACCCGGCUGCGCUUCACCAAGUGCUUCAGCUUCGGUAGUGCCGAGGCCGAGGCCUCGUACCUCACCCAGAGAGCCCGCUUCUUCAGUGCCAACGAGGGCCUGGAUGACUACUUGGAAGCCCGGGAGGGCAUGCAUCUGAAGGACGUGGACUUCCGAGAGUCCCUCAUGGUCUUCGCAGACCCCCGCAGCCCACCCUGGUACGCCCGAGCCUGGGUCUUCUGGUUGGUGUCCGCGGCCACGCUGUCCUGGCCACUGCGCGUGGUAGCCGCCUACGGGACGGCGCACGUCCACUACCAGGUGGAGAAGCUUUUCGGUGCCAGCUCACCACCCCCGGGAGCUGUGCCCAGCGGGCCCCCGCUCUCCCGCGUGGCCACUGUGGACUUCACCGAGCUCGAGUGGCACAUCUGCUCCAACCGGCAGCUGGUGCCCAGCUACUCCGAGGCUGUGGUCAUGGGUGCCAGCUCCGGGGCCUACCUAAGAGGCUGCCAGCGCUGCCGGCGCUCGGUCAGCAGCAACUCCCUGCCUCCUGCCCGGCCCAGUGGGCCCCGCCUGCCCUUCAGUCGCAGUCGCCUCUCCCUGGGUGCUGGGGGUCGGGCUACCCCAGGGGUCUUCCGUAGCCUGAGUGGAGGCCCCCUGGGACGGCGUGGGGAGGACACGGAGCCCCUGGAAAGCCCUCCAUGCUAUGAGGAUGCCCUUUACUUCCCGGUGCUCAUCGUCCAUGGGGACAGCGGCUGCCGGGGGGAUGGGCAGGGUGCACGCUGAGCACACCUCAGCCCCAGAGCAGUGUCCCUCUCCUCACCAUCCCACCAUGGCCUUGGAUGGCUGAAUAAUUGUCCAAAACAGGAGGGAAAAACAGACCAGCCACGCACAAGGGGUGGGGGUGGGAUGGGGUGGGGUUCUUAGACUAAAAUGCAGUGACUUGUGGUCAUUUGGGGGUGGGGGGGAGUGAAAGCCACCUAAGUUCUGUGAUCUGUCCCCAGCAUGGCUCCCCCAACCACCACCAUAUUCUACCCCCUGUGAUAGCAGAUGAAGCUGGGCAGGGAAAGAAGCUUCCAGAAAGAUUGAGGUGGAGAGGAGUCCUGGUCACAGUUGCCUACUUUUCUGCCAUAGCUGAGGCUACAUGGGGAGCCCUCUUGCAACCUAGAAGCACAAACUGGUGGCCUGGGGCUAUGCCCAGCUGGGAUGGCUGCCCUGAGGCUGGACAGCUGGCUUCAGCUGCCCAGCAGUUUCCAUCCUUCCUGCUUCCACCCUCUGGCCCUGCCUAGAUUGUUCCUGGACUUUAGGGCACAGCCCCCCCCCCACCAGAACCCACUUCUCAGAGCACAGCCUUGUCCCUCAGCUCCCCCCUGAUCUCCCUGGUGCCCACUGCACCCUCACUACAUCCAGCUUCCCCUGUGACCCAGGGUUCCCCCCUCAGGGUCCCAUCACCGGCAGCUCCAGCCUCCCAACAUCCAUGUCUGCCUCUGUCAGUCACGCACAAACCCCAGCCUUGUCCCCAUCUUUCCUCCAGGUUUCUCUGCUCUCCACCUCCCUGAGGAUCCAUAGGAUGCAGGACUACAGGGCAUCUGUGAGGCUUGGCCCUGGCCACUGCCUCUUCCAUGAUGCCCUUGCCUUGCCUUGGAGGCCCCUGCUUCUCCCAUCCAUGGAGCCUGGCUAGGGGACACCAUCCCUCCUGGGGGAGGAAAGAGUAGUCCCUUCCCUUCCAACUGGGGCUUCUACCCCCUCUCAGGGGCUGGCAGGGGAGGGAGGAGACAGAGAAAAUUAAAUAAAGUUAUGAAACGGA